GUAAGACUGAGGGAAGACCAUGAUGGUGGCUACAAUGUUCACUCAUUCCGUCUUUUUAUAGAGUUUGCCAUUGAAUCAUGGAUCCAUCACUCAAGGUCAAAAGAUCGGGCCAUACCAUCACUCUCCAACCGAACGAAACUAUACUAACAGCGUUUCCCUAUUGGCCUCAUAGCUCUCUGCUGGAUUUCCUCAAAGGAGAGCCAAGAGUCUUGGGGGCUAUCCAGAUCCUGCUUGCCUUGAUCAUUAUGGGCAUUGGAACUAUAUUUGCAGUUAAUUACUUCCUUUUCUCCCAAAGAUUUCCACUUGUUUUCUGGGCAGGAUAUACAUUCUGGGGAGCAUUUAUUUUUAUUAUUACAGGAUAUUUCACAGGACUCAACUGGGAGAAAACACGUCUGAGGCAAGAAAUCAUGGCCCUGAAUGUGAUCAGUUCUUUGGCUGCAGUGACUGGGAUCACUCUCACCAUUAUCAGCUUUCAAUAUCAGCACCACUACUGCAAGAUGCCUUCCCUCGAAGGAAUUUGUGUUAUAGGUAGAGUCCUUUACAAUGGAAUUUUGUCGGUCUUACUGAUCCUCAGCAUAGCAGAGCUCAGCAUCUCUGUGACUAUAGCCUCCUUCAGAAGCAAGUGCUGGAGCAAGUCAAAUGAGAUUGUGUUUUUCUUGCCUGUGGAUAUUGCUCAAAAGAGUGAAUUAUCUGCAACGGAAGAAGAUGCUGUAAUACAAUUUGACUUUCAAGAAGAGUGUUUCAGGAAUGAAUCAAUAACAAAGACACAACCUGUUUUCUUUGGAGGCUAUACUUUCUUCAAAUUAAGAGUCUCAAAAAAUCCAUUAACCAUCCAUAAUUCAGAAAAGAGAGGCAGUAAUAAUUACUAUACAACUUCUUUAUCUGAGUCAGAUGAACAACAGAAAUAUAGCCCUCCCUCUUUAAGACCUUAUGAGAAUGAUACUGAGCAGCAACAUUUGUCUGUCAUAUUAGAGAAAAGGCCCUCAGAAGAAAUCAGACAAGCUGAACAGAUAAAUGAUGAAGAUCUACAUUUUGCUAUUGAACAACCCUCAGAAACACAAACACAAUCAAUGCAGGAUAACUCAUUGACACCCCAAGUUUUUCCAUCCUAUUCUGUAAAAAGUCUUGAAGCAUUACCAGUACCUGAUUUGUCAUCUCAAGUUCUGUUAGUAAAAGUCCCGCUAUCUGAAACCCCACCAUCCCAUGUUAAACAGUUUCAUGACCUAGAAACUGAAGAUAUGCCAUCCCAAGACAUACCAUCCUCAAAUACACAAUCCCAAGACACACAAUCCCAAGACAUGUCUUCCCAAGAUAUGCCAUCCCAAGACAUAAAAUCACAAAACAUGUCUUUCCAAGAUAUGCUUUCCCAAGUACAAGUUCUGCCACCACCACAAGCCAUGCUACUUGAAGUCCCAACAUUUUUGUCUCAUGACUUGGUAUCCGAAGAUAUGUCACCCCAAAACAUACAAUCCCAAAACACACAAUCCAAGGACAUACAAUCUCAAAACAUGCCUUCCCAAGAUAUGCUUUCCCGAGUACAAGUUCUGCCACAAUCCAUGCUACAUGAAGCCCCAACAUUCUUGUCUCAUGAUUUGGUAGCUGAAGAUAUGUCACCUCAAACCAUACAAUCCAAGGACAUACAAUCUCAAAACAUGCCUUCCCAAGAAAUGCUUUCCCGAGUACAAGUUCUGCCACAAUCCAUGCUACAUGAAGCCCCAACAUUCUUGUCUCAUGAUUUGGUAGCUGAAGAUAUGUCACCUCAAACCAUACAAUCCAAGGACAUACAAUCUCAAAACAUGCCUUCCCAAGAUAUGCUUUCCCGAGUACAAGUUCUGCCACAAUCCAUGCUACAUGAAGCCCCAACAUUCUUGUCUCAUGAUUUGGUAGCUGAAGAUAUGUCACCCCAAAACACACAAUCCAAGGACAUACAAUCUCAAAACAUGCCUUCCCAAGAUAUGCUUUCCCGAGUACAAGUUCUGCCACAAUCCAUACUACAUGAAGCCCCAACAUUCUUGUCUCAUGAUUUGGUAGCUGAAGAUAUGUCACCCCAAAACACACAAUCCAAGGACAUACAAUCUCAAAACAUGCCUUCCCAAGAUAUGCUUUCCCGAGUACAAGUUCUGCCACAAUCCAUACUACAUGAAGCCCCAACAUGCUUGUCUCAUGAUUUGGUAGCUGAAGAUAUGUCACCUCAAAACAUACAAUCCAAGGACAUACAAUCUCAAAACAUGCCUUCCCAAGAAAUGCUUUCCCGAGUACAAGUUCUGCCACAAUCCAUGCUACAUGAAGCCCCAACAUUCUUGUCUCAUGAUUUGGUAGCCGAAGAUAUGUCACCCCAAAACACACAAUCCAAGGACAUACAAUCUCAAAACAUGCCUUCCCAAGAUAUGCUUUCCCGAGUACAAGUUCUGCCACAAUCCAUGCUACAUGAAGCCCCAACAUACUUGUCUCAUGAUUUGGUAGCCGAAGAUAUGUCACCUCAAAACAUACAAUCCCAAAACAAACAAUCCAAGGACAUACAAUCUCAAAACAUGCCUUCCCAAGAUAUGCUUUCCCGAGUACAAGUUCUGCCACAAUCCAUGCUACAUGAAGCCCCAACAUUCUUGUCUCAUGACUUGGUAGCUGAAGAUAUGUCACCUCAAAACAUAAAAUCCAAAAACACACAAUCCAAGGACAUACAAUCUCAAAACGUGCCUUCCCAAGAUAUGCUUUCCCGAGUACAAGUUCUGCCACAAUCCAUACUAUAUGAAACCCCAACAUUCCAUGUCACACAGGACCUUAUAUCCGAAGCCAUGCAAAUUGAGGCCCAAACAUUCCAUGCUAUGCAGGCCAUUAAUGUAGAACACCUAGAACAGCAAUCCCUGGAUCUUCAACUCCAAAACAUACAACAUCAAGACCAGCAAUUUACACAGGUAUCAUAUCAAGACCUUCAAUCAGAAGUCAAGUUACUGACCCAAGAAUGGAAAUUUAAGGAGAAACACCACCAAAUCAGGAAAUCCACCAAGCAGAUUUCCUUCGACAUGAAUAACAAACAUCCAAGAAAGCAAUCCAUAGACUUACCAGUCCAAGACCAGCAACCCCCAAGGAAGAAAUCCUUUGACCAGCAAAUCAAAGGCUGGCUAUCCCUAAAGAGGCACUCCAUAGAUAAGCAAGAUAAGCAAGUUCAAGUUAAGCAAUUCUCAGAUCAGCAAACUCAAGUCCAGCUGGUGCAAGGAAAGCAAUCCCUAAAGCAACAAUCCCAAAACUGGCAAGGUGAAAACCAGUACGGUAAAGAGGAGAAAUCCCUUAAGAAACAAAUCCAAUUUCAACAAACUAAAGACCUGCAGGUCCAAGAGGAGAAAUCCUCAAAGCAACUAGGUGAACAUCUGCAUUCCCAAAUUCAGAAACACCAAGAUUGGCAAUCUUUAGGCCAACAAUCCCAAGACUGGGAAACUCAAGAAUGGAUAAACAAAGAUUAUAAAGCACAAGAAAGCAAAUUUGAAAUGAAACGUUCCAUAAAUUGGCAAUCCCAAUCCACACAAACUCAAGAUAUAUUAGAGAAAGAAUUCCUAACGCAGAAAGUUCUAUUCAAAGAUACCAAAGCUUUGCACGCCAUCCCUCAACAUCACCUUGAUCAGCAAUUACAAGAUAAGAACCAACAAAAACUUAGAUCCACAGCUAUCAAAAAAGAAGACAUGCAAAUAAGCACUAGACCAACAAAAUACAAUAUGCAAAUAAGCACUAUCCAAACAAAAGACAUCAAAAUGAUAGAAAUGAAAAGUCUAUGCCAAAACCCAAGUGAUGUGCUAUCAGAAGAUAUGAAGCCAGAAUUUCAUCAUUCCUCCUGCCAAAGCUCAGUACAAGAUGAAUCUUCCACCUAUGAAUGCUCAGAACAAGAUGUGCAACAAAAUACUUCAAUUAGCUCAACUUCAUACAAAGAAGAUCCAACUUUAAACUCAUGUUAUCCAAAGGAUCAACAGCAAUCUGAAGACUCUGACUAACUUGCAGAAUCUAUCCCAAUUAUGGAAUCAAAUUGGAGGAAAACAAUAUAGUCACCUUCUGUAUUCUCCAGUGUCAUUGCUAGCUUAUUCACUCACCAGAAAAUGAAGGGCAUGCAGAACAUUCAAAGAAUUUGUCCUUAAAUAAAAUAAAAUGACAACAAAUAUUAA
Eptesicus fuscus (big brown bat) is the source of this 4148-nucleotide messenger RNA. It is a transcript of the gene MS4A14, whose product is annotated as membrane spanning 4-domains A14. NCBI's taxonomy places the organism in Eukaryota, Metazoa, Chordata, Mammalia, Chiroptera, Vespertilionidae. The record is from RefSeq and is a predicted model, not a curated record. Gene Ontology annotation, biological process: cell surface receptor signaling pathway. Gene Ontology annotation, cellular component: plasma membrane. The coding region runs from base 78 to 3980 and encodes 1300 amino acids. The transcript has 6 exons.